AACUGAUCGGUCGAUCCUUAUCCCCCUUUUGAAACCGUUCUUCGAGCGCCGACCCCCAUUUCCCUGCCGCCUUUUCUUCCCACGAGCUUUUUAAGGCGAUGACAGCCCGUUGCCCGCUCUGAAGAGCCCGCAAGGCCAUCAUGUUGAGGCAACACUUUUCGUACGAGCUGGUUCGCUACACGCAGGCCCCUCCCGCCUUGCUUCCCAAACAAGCGGAGGAGAGCAGGCCGGACUUCGCGGCGGAGCAGCUCCAGACGCGACCCGGGACUGGGACCAGCCGGGCGGGCGGUGGCAAGAGCGAGCAGCAACAGCUGCGGAGAAAGAUCAACAGCCGCGAACGGAAGCGGAUGCAGGACCUCAACUUGGCCAUGGACGCGCUGCGAGAGGUGAUCCUGCCUUAUUCGACGGCUCAUUGCCAGAGCUCGCCGGGGCGGAAGCUCUCCAAGAUCGCCACGCUGCUCUUGGCUCGGAAUUACAUUCUUUUGUUGGGCAGCUCCUUGCAAGAGCUCCGGAGAAUCAUAGGGGAGAUUAGCGGCUCCUCGGGUCCCAGGCUGCUGCUGGCUGGACUGCCUCUCUUCGCCGCCGCCGUCGCCCCGGGCCCGGUGCUGCUAACGCCGAGCCCGGUCAGUCACCAUCACCUGCACCACCACCACCACCACCCGGAGAGGCUGCGACCGGCCAACAAAUACCUCUCGGCGGCCCUGGAGGAGCAGCAGUGCGGCCAAGGGCGCGUACCCGAUGGGGCGACCCUUUGCUCCUGCGCCGCUUGCAAAUUCCCUCACUUGUUUCCUUCCGCCUUCGGGGUGGCCGCUGUGCAGGCGCAGUUUUCCAAAUGA
Messenger RNA from Thamnophis sirtalis, 836 nucleotides. It is a transcript of the gene OLIG1, whose product is annotated as oligodendrocyte transcription factor 1. The record is from RefSeq and is a predicted model, not a curated record. Gene Ontology annotation, cellular component: nucleus. Gene Ontology annotation, molecular function: protein dimerization activity; DNA-binding transcription factor activity, RNA polymerase II-specific; E-box binding. Lineage: Eukaryota; Metazoa; Chordata; Lepidosauria; Squamata; Natricidae. Gene Ontology annotation, biological process: sensory organ development; axon development; positive regulation of transcription by RNA polymerase II.